Molecule: messenger RNA, 2204 nt
Organism: Lotus japonicus
Lineage: Eukaryota; Viridiplantae; Streptophyta; Magnoliopsida; Fabales; Fabaceae
Product: UDP-sugar pyrophospharylase
Exons: 17
Coding region: 114-1916 (600 amino acids)
Biological process (GO): UDP-N-acetylglucosamine biosynthetic process
Molecular function (GO): UDP-N-acetylglucosamine diphosphorylase activity
Source: RefSeq, a predicted model, not a curated record
UUAAUAUAAAAAUAAUAAUUAUUACUAUAAUCAUAUAAUUAACACUUGGAACUUCACUACCAUUUUCAAUUCUCCACGUUCUUCGUUCUUCUCAUUCUCCACCGUCAACUUCCAUGGCUUCCGCUCUCGGCGACAACUACAACCAUCUCUCUCCUCCACAGCAAGAGCUGGUGAAGAUUCUGUCGGAAAAUGGCCAAGACCACCUGUUUCGCGAUUGGCCAGGUCCCGGCGUCGACGACGACGAGAAGAAAGCGUUCUUCGACCAGCUGAUUCGGCUCGAUUGGAGCUACCCUGGUGGCUUGGGAGCGUACAUCAAAAAUGCUAAACGGCUCUUGGCUGAUUCCAAAGCUGGCAAGAAUCCUUUUGAUGGCUUCACACCUUCCGUUCCAACGGGUGAGACAUUGACUUUUGGUGAUGAGAACUUCACCCAGUUUGAGGAGACGGGUGUGCGCGAAGCUCGAAAAGCUGCUUUUGUUCUUGUUGCUGGAGGUCUUGGGGAGCGUCUAGGAUACAGCGGGAUUAAGCUUGCUCUUCCUGCGGAAACCACUACUGGAGCAUGUUUCUUACAGCAUUACAUUGAAUCUAUACUGGCACUUCAAGAAGCAAGCUCAGAAGGUGGAAGCCAGACACAUAUUCCUUUGGUUAUUAUGACCUCUGAUGACACCCAUGGACGUACCUUAGAGUUAUUAGAAUCAAAUUCUUACUUUGGCAUGCAAAGCACACAAGUAACACUUUUAAAGCAGGAAAAAGUUGCAUGCUUAGACGAUAAUGAAGCCAGGCUUGCAUUGGAUCCGCAAAACAGAUACAGAAUUCAGACAAAACCUCAUGGACAUGGUGAUGUGCAUGCACUUCUUUAUUCCAGCGGUAUUCUGAAAAAAUGGUAUGAUGCUGGGUUGAAAUGGGUUCUCUUUUUUCAAGAUACAAAUGGACUUCUCUUCAAGGCAAUUCCAUCAGCACUUGGUGUCAGUGCUUCCAAACAGUACCAUGUCAAUUCUCUUGCAGUACCUCGGAAAGCAAAAGAAGCUAUUGGUGGAAUCACCAGACUCACUCACACUGAUGGGAGGUCUAUGGUGAUAAAUGUGGAAUACAAUCAGUUAGAUCCUCUUCUUAGAGCAAGUGGAUACCCUGAUGGCGAUGUCAAUUGUGAGACUGGCUACUCCCCAUAUCCAGGAAAUAUAAACCAAUUGAUUUUAGAACUUGGUCCUUACAUUGAAGAGCUCUCAAAAACAGGAGGUGCCAUACAAGAGUUCGUUAACCCAAAAUAUAAAGAUGCCAGCAAAACUUCAUUUAAGUCCUCAACUCGUUUGGAAUGUAUGAUGCAAGACUAUCCAAAAACAUUGCCUCCAUCGGCCAGGGUUGGGUUCACGGUAAUGGAAACAUGGCUCGCUUAUGCACCUGUGAAGAAUAACGCUGAGGAUGCUGCAAAGGUGCCAAAAGGAAAUCCAUACCACAGUGCAACCUCUGGAGAAAUGGCCAUCUAUCGAGCAAACUGCCUCAUUCUUAGAAAGGCUGGUUUCCAAGUAGCAGAUCCAGUAGUGCAAAUUUUCAAUGGGCAAGAGGUUGAAGUUUGGCCCCGCAUCACAUGGAAGCCAAAAUGGGGUUUGACUUUCUCUCUGAUCAAGAGCAAAGUCAGUGGACAUUGCUCCAUUUCCCAGAGGUCUACACUGGCCAUUAAAGGUCAACAAAUUUUUAUUGAAAACCUUUCCUUAGAUGGGGCUCUUAUAAUUGAGGCAGUUGAUAAUGCAGAGGUAAAGGUGGGUGGUUCAGUUCAAAACAAUGGCUGGAGCCUUGAAACUAUUGAUCACAAGGAUACCUCGGAGCCUGAAGCAUUGAGAAUCAGGGGUUUUAAAUUUAACAAAGUUGAGCAGGUGGAGAAGAAAUAUUCUGAACCUGGCAAAUUCCACUUCAAUGCCUGAUUCCUUAUUCUUUGCCUCUUUUGUAACGUGUCUUAUAAACUGGCUUUGGGAUUGCCUUUCUAGUAAUAACAUGUUCUAAGCAGUGACCUCAAAAUUUUGUACCCCCCUCCUCUUUUUGUUUUGCCUUUUUACUCGUUAGAGUGGGAGUAAUUGUAUUAUUUUGUUCAUAAGCUCGGUCCCCACUCUGAUUAGGGAAAUUAUUCUUGCAACUAGUUUGCAAGGUGUAAAGAAUCUGAGCCCAUUUGUAUUUGGUGUUGGUUGGAAUUUAAGCACAGAUUAAUUAGUUCA